AACUCUGAAAGGCUGAAAAAAACUACUUUAGCUGAGCGGAAGAGGGAGAGACGAAAAUAACAUUUAUUUUGUCGUUUUCCUGAGGACUAUUGUAUCCACACAAUAGUUUUCAUGUCCAGAGGGAAAGUUCGGUCGGUGACAGAGGUUUGCGCAGAUUGCAGCGCCUCUGAUCCGACAUGGGCCUCCAUCAACCGUGGAAUAUUCAUUUGUGACGAAUGCUGCAGUGUUCACCGUUCCCUUGGACGUCACAUCUCACAGGUCAAAUCCCUCACCAAAGGCCAAUGGAGCACCACUCUCCUGGCUAUGGUUCAGCACCUGGCCAGUCACGGAGCCAACAGUAUCUGGGAGCAUUCAUUACUCGAUCCAUCACAGAGUAAACACGGAAAGAAAAAACCAACACCUCGCGAUCAAGUACAUCCGAUAAAAGCCGAGUUCAUCCGAUCAAAAUAUCAAUUUGUACAGUUCAUCAACAAACAGAAAGAUGGGGAGGUCAACUCUAUCGACGAUCUUAGCAAGCAACUUCAUUCAUGCGUACGAACAAACAACCUGGAGACCUGCCUCAGACUUCUAUCUAAAGGAGCCGACCCGAACUACUUCCAUCCGGAGAAGGGAAAUUGUCCUCUACAUGUUGCCGCCCAGAGUGGGCAGCCUCUCCAGGGAGAGCUACUAGUCAUAUAUGGGGCGGACCCAGGGGCAUAUGAUGCCAAUGGCAAGACUCCAAUAGAUCAUGCAAGGUCGGAAGGACAUAAAGAUUUAGCUGAUAGACUAAUAGAAUGCCAGUAUGAACUAACUGAUCGUCUCGCUUAUUACCUCUGUAAACGCAAACCAGACCACAGAAAUGGCUGUCAUUUCAUUAUCCCAGAAAUGGCCGAUAAUAGUUUAGAUAUGUCAGAAUUAGCCAAACAAGCAAAGAAAAAGUUACAAGCAUUACCGAAUCAUUUAUUUGAAGAAUUAGCUAUGGAUGUGUAUGAUGAAGUUGAUCGUCGUGAAAAUGACGAACACUGGACAGCAACACAUGAGAAUGCAUCCAUAGUCAGUGAUCGCCAGGGCGUGCCCUUUCUUCCCCUCAAUCCGGAUUUCUCUGCUACCAGAAACCAGGGUCGUCAGAAGCUUGCCAGAUUCAAUGGACGAGAAUUUGCUACGUUAGUGAUAGAUAUUUUAAAUGAUGCCAAACGAAGACAAACUGGAGUUAUGUCCCCUGUACAAACACCUAAAGAAGGAGGUGCUAGUCCUCUGUCUCAGCGCAGACCUCCUAAAAUCAACAGUAUCGCCAGUGACGAGGAACCAAUCUAUGAUAUUGUCGCAUCUGAUGAGGACUACAGCAGUAUUGACAAUCUGAGUAUCAAGAGCACAGGGAUGCGGGAUGACCGCAAGGAUUGGGUAGAGCAGGAAAGGGGGUCUUUGCGUACAGUUGACUCGACCCCCAAAUCAAUCAUGGCUACAGCGGAGGUGAGGCGUACUCUACAGCCUAACCCGGAGCCGAUUGUAGAAGGACCGGUGUCGACAGAUGAUUUUCUUCAGAUGAAAAAGAGAGCCACAUCUCUCGAGUCUCAAGUAGGACAACUCAUACAAAAUAAUAAGGACCUUCGACGGGAACGGGACGACCUUACGAUUCUGGUACAAAGGUUGACCAGGGAGAUUUCCAUACUGCGGGAUCAUACCCAGCAGAUUCAGCAAGCCCAGCAUAGCAUACAAAAUGGCUACGAUGGGCGGGACAAAGCAGGCCAGGACCGAUACGAAUCCACAGCACAGGGUCAGUAUGAUUCUGGGGGCUCAGGAGGCGAUGAUCCUUUUGACUGUGGUCCAGCCAGAAGAAAUGAAGGGUACGAUUCAGGAAGUCAUGAUCGCCCCGAUAGUUUACAGGAUAGUCCCCGACCCAGCACUCGACCGCAGUCCAUGUUUGAACCACGAGACCAGCAACGUCUCUCACAGAAGAGCCAAUCGAAGGACUCGUUACAGUCGGCCCAGUCACUAGCUAACAUACAUGUUCAGGAGGAAGUUCAGGUCGUGGCCUCUGACUCGUCAGAAGAACUACAGAAGCCUGUUGGACCAGACCUGUCUCACUAUGACUGCCCAAGCUCUCUACCCUUGGAACCAAGUGCAAUAAACCACAGUCAAGAGCCAACGCUGGAUGCUAAUGCUAAUCAGGAGUGUGAACAGGGAGCGAGCAGUCGAGAUGAAGGUGUGGAGGAGGACGGCCUUCCCACACAGGAGGAGGUCAUGAAGAAAACAGAAAAGAUCACCAAAAAUAUUCAGGAGCUCUACCUUUCAGGGCAGGAAGGCAAACAUGACAGCUUUGGACCAUGUGCGGACAGGAUCCAUUCAGCGGUGUUAGAUAUGGCAUCCUUGUUUCCACAGAGACCACAGUCAGAAAGUGUUAAAUGUGCAUUACACAUGUUGACAACAAGCGCACGGAGAUUACGGGAGGAAUGUCUGAAUGGACAUCCAGGCGACAUGGACCCAGAACUGGAGAUUCCACUCAAAACACAGCAAGUCAUGCAGUGUGCAUUCGAUAUCGCCCGUGCAGCCAAACAGCUAGUGACACUAUUCCAGUGACUUUUCCUCCACAUGGUGUUCAUUGCUGACAACUCCCCAUGCUGUUCUUUCUUAUUCUGAUACUCACUUCCUAGUGUUUACAUCGAACUGUCCACAACGGAAUCUCAGGGCCCGCCAGAUUAGGGCUCGCUUUCUAUGAUAUAUAUCAUACAUGCUAGAUUGAGAAAUCUCAACAGUUCAUAGUCCGGGAUAUUUGUGUGGAGCAGAAAUUUUGGAUAUUAUACCAGUUCAUUCUUCAUCAAAAAUGGACUUAAUUCAAAGGAUUUGCCAUCUAACAGCUGUCCAUUUGAAUUCCUUUGAUAGCCAUUUUGGCUCCUUUUCUAAACAUCAGUUUUCAAUUUUCCUGGAAUGGUAGUGAACAUCAGCCCUAUACAUUAGGGUAUAUAAUAUAUGUAUACAAAGGUUGUGUAAUGGUUACUAGAGAGAGGCUGUAUAUCUUCCUAUGUUCAAUUUUUGGGUAAGGAGCUCUCUUAGCUAACUCAAAUAUGCAGUGAAAAAGACAUGAUUUCAAAAUGUCUAAAAUUGCACAUUGAUUGCGUUUGUUCUGAAAUGAUCAAUUCAAAUCACAGAAAUCAUUUUCAGUAAUUAAAUUUUUAAAAAAAAAUAUUUGGAAAAAAAAAAAUUUAAAUGAAAGAUCUUUUGUUCCAAAUUGUUGCCCUUUUUGGAUUUUGGACAUUUUGUGAUACGUUGAAAAGUGGAUCAUUUUAAUAAGAUAAGUUGUAAGAUGUUUUGUUUCAAGCCAUUAGAAAUUCAUAUAUGAUAACUAUGUAUUUUGUUUGUGACAGAGCCUUGUUUUAAUGUUUAUUUCACUUUUAGACACCUUGUUGCAUUAUUAAUAGGUUUCGGAGAGUUAUUCAAGGGAGAUAACUACCAGAGAACCAGUAGAAACCAGAUCCAUUUUAUACUUGAAGUUUUACUGAAUAACUAUGUAACCUAGUCAUUUGUACAUAUUAAUACACACUGUUUAUUUAUUGUGGUUUUGUCACUCUGGAGUCUGGGUAAGUUUAUCAGGACUUCAAAGAUCAUUAAUAUUCAUAUUUUGAAUUCUAAUUAACAUACAGAGAGUGUAAGUUUUGAAAUUAUCUUGAGGAAUGAAAUAUAGGAAAGAUAUGUAUUCAGAUAUUCUGGAGUCAAGUUUUAGUGAUAGAGAAUAUUUUGAAUGAUGUCAUAUCACAAUUCAAAGCUGAUGUAAUUUAUUUUGAUGUCAUUAGCAGUUUUAAGGUUAACAUAGCAUAGUGACUUUGUCACUGAAAUAAUUAAUCUAUCUAGAAUUCAUAUACAUUUUAGUCCCAAUUUCACAUUUUAUAGCAAAUGUUGAAUUCGUCAAAAAAAAUCAAAAUUUCAUACAUAUACCAUCCACAUUGAUUUAGAUAUUCAAACAUUUAUAUGCAUAAGACCAUAUUUCAAUGUGCAUUAAGCAUUUGUCAAAACAUGCGUAUGUAAAUACUUGUCAUAUAUAUGUCAUUAUCACUAUACUCAUAGACCAAGUUUUAUUGUAUUGUCAUACUAUACUAAUGACAAAGAUCCAGCAGCUAGUCUAUACUACUGUUCAUGUGGUUUCUGUCUGUCCUGCUGUCCAUAUGAUACUUUUCUGUCUGUCCUGCUGUCCAUACAAUACAUUUUUGUCUGUCCUACUGUCUAUAGACUGUUCAUGUUUUUUUCCUGUCCUAGGCCACACAUUGAUACAUGUAUCUAUCCAUCUCUCAACUGUUGAAUUGUUCUUUCCUCUUUCAACUGUUGAAUUGUUCAUAAUCUGUCAACUGUUGAAUUGUUCAUAAUCUGUCAACUGUUGAAUUGUUCUUUCCUCUUUCAACUGUUGAAUUGUUCAUAAUCUGUCAACUGUUGAAUUGUUCAUUCAUCUGUCAACUGCAGUUCAUUCAUGUGUCAACUGUUGAAUUGUUCAUUCAUCUAUCCAUCUAUCAGCUGUUGAAUUGUUCAUUCAUCUAUCCACCUGUCAGCUGUUGAAUUGUUCAUUCAUCUAUCCACAUGUCAGCUAUUGAAUUGUUCAUUCAUCUAUCCACAUGUCAGCUAUUGAAUUGUUCAUUCAUCUAUCCACCUGUCAGCUGUUGAAUUGUUCAUUCAUCUAUCCACCUGUCAGCUGUUGAAUUGUUCAUUCAUCUAUCCAUCUGUCAAGUGUUGAAUUGUUCAUUCAUCUAUCCACCUGUCAGCUGUUGAAUUGUUCAUUCAUCUAUCCACCUGUCAGCUGUUGAAUUGUUCAUUCAUCUAUCCACCUGUCAGCUGUUGAAUUGUUCAUUCAUCUAUCCAUCUGUUCACCAAAUGAAAAUUAACGGUGAAUCGGAUCCAAAACCAUCAUUCGAUUCUGUGAGAAUUAGGUCUCUAUUUGUGUUUUUUUUUCUUUAUCGUUAGUAUUAAAUUAUUGGAGAUGUGUGAUUACUAUUUAAAAAUACAAAAUUAAUUGUACAUCUUAUUUUGACAUAUAUGCAAAAUCAUAAUAUGUUCUGUAGACUAAAGUGAUUUGUUGUGUAAAGUUCUUUUAACCAAUUCUGUAUGUAUUGCUAUGAUUUUAUGUUAAGCCAAAGACUCCAGAUUUUAUCCUAUCGACCCUACUGCGUAUAUGCUCAAAUGUGGCCUAUGUUAUUGACUGCUGCGGAGGCUUUCCUCAAACAAGGAAAAUCAAGCAUGUGCAUGCGUCUUGAGUGAUACAUUGUCAUUAAUCAUACUCAUAUACUAUAAUAUUGCAAUAUAUGUGAAUAAAAUCUGUAUUUAGUGUGUCAAGUAUAUUAUUGUUAAUGUAAAUAGUAAACAGUGUUAUGUAGUCAUUGUACAGUAUUAGAUAUCAUUACGGUGUUAAUCCUACUCUGUAUAUAGUAUAACAUGGUGCUUUAUAACCUAUAACACAAAGCACUAAAUGUUGUGUAUGUGAAUGUUACACACAGGGGCUUGUAGCAUGAAACGAGGAAAUAACACCCUUUGGUACAGGUCUUUUAUACACAGGCUGUGUAUAUCAGCAAUACGCACAGGGGCUUAUAAUAUGUGGCUGUGUAUAUCAGCAAUACGCAUGGGGGCUUGUAAUAUGAAACUAUGAAGUAAAGACACUAAGUUGUGAAAUCUUAUUAUUUAGAUUAAAUUUAGCUCAGUGUAUCUUUACUAGGGCUUGUAGCACGAAAGUAAGGAAUACAUACGGAGAUAAAUAUAUAUGGAAUAUUUCGCAUAGGAAUAUUUUGGGUAUAAUGGUUUUCAAGUUAUAAACCCAUGAGAAAUAUGCAAAGGGCUUGUAAACAAGUAAAAUGGAAAAAUUACUAGGCUACAAACCCCUGUGUCAUUGGCAAUGUAUUUACUCACAGGGGCUUGUAUACGACUGAAAUGGAAAUAUUUACCAGGCUACAAACACCUGUGGUAUUAGCACACAGAGGCUUGUAUACAAUAGGGUUUUUCAGGCUACAAACCCCUGUGACAUUAGCAGUUUACCGGGUAUCUAGAAAUUGUAUAUGGGAGUUAAAUUUAGCUAUGCUGCUUCAGCCGUGCUGUAGUUUCAUAUUUUAUACCAAUGUUUAUCAUUUAUAUAAAAACACAUUUAUGCAUGAAUUUUAAACUGUUUCAUUCUUGCUUUCCUCUUUCGUCCAACCUUUUACAAGUUGCUGCGAGACCUUUCAAUAAUAGUUAAUUAGUUUUAACUGCUACAGGGGAUAUUUAUUAUGUCUUAUUCAGUAGCCAAGUUACAAAUACAACAUAUUCUUAUACUUCAAGUUCUCAAUAUCUCAAUUGAUCACCAUAAUAAAAGACCACCUUUAACCUAUAUUGAUUACUGACUAUGUAUCAGAAGUAUUCUUAGUGAGAAUGUUUUGUAUAUCUGUACCAGUUCACUAUGCUUGGUGUCAUGGUGAUAGGUUGGAUGGAAGGGGAAAACAUCAAUGUUUUUAUGCUCAAUGCCUCUGAUAUUGCCUUAGAUUAUGUCCCUUCUCCAUCCACACUUAGAGCUAUUGUAGACCAAGGUCAAUGAACCCUAGAGCUAUUGUAGACCAAGGUCAAUGGACAGCAGGGUUCUAAACUUUAGGGAUCUUGUGUUUAGCCGUCAUCCAUUGAACUGUCAGUCUUUCAUUUAUUGUCAGAACAAGUCCCCAGUUGUGUAUAUGAUAUCCAAUAAUCCAGGGAAUCAACCUGACAAGAAAAAGAGUCCUGCAACUUUUUUGAGACAUAUUUGUUUGUCUCUCAAAUAAGCCUUUUAGUUUGCUUGAUGUAAGAGUGUGCAGCACUUAAAUUCAUACCCUCCUCCUUCCAUAUGAACUAGUUAGGAAGAUUUUGAUAACUUACCAAAGGAAUGUCCUUGUAUGAAAUUAAAAACUAAGUGAUUUGCUUUAAAUAUAAAUCAUACAAUUUUUUUAAACAAUCUGUCAAAAAUGUAUUUUACCGUUAACUUAUUUCUUGACAUCAAUUUAUUUUCAAAAUGGCCAUUAUAUAUGGUAAUGCAGAAUUAGUAAUAUCAGCAUCAAAACACGUAUAUUCGUAUAACUGUGUGUACAGAAUUUGUUUUCCCUAUAUGCUUUGUAUGGAUUUCUUCUGACCAAUUGUUUGGGAGAUAUUUUGCAAUAAUAGUCAUUUUUUUUAAAUUCACAUGUCCAGUACUAUCUUGUGUGAUUUUUAUGGGCAGUGGCAAUAUAUCGGAUGAAAAUGCAAAUGCUUCCAGUUUUUCUUUUGUAAUCGAGAAGAUGUCAUUGUAAUAAACUUGAGUUUCACUGUGUUAGAACUACUACACAUACUUAUAGAUAUUAGCUGUAAUAAAUAGACUGUAUACUUAACCUGUAGAGUAUGUAGAACAUUUUAUUUACAUUGUAUAUAACAGUGUAAGUCUGAACCUCAAUAAUUACUUGUGAUAAGACCAUGCUUGGUAUUAAGACCACCCUUCUGUUAUUUUCAAACUGAUUUCACUUUCCUUUGAAAGAGCUGGUUCAUACAAAAUAAAGGCAAAUUAAAUCAAAUUCAGCAUAUCGCAAAUGCAAAUAUUUUAACCCAAGUUUCAUUUAUUGUAUCAUUAUCAUUGAUAAAAAACAUGUUGUAUAAGAUAUUUUUUCGUGUGUAUAUCCUCCGUGUUUUGGCUAUGACUUGUAACCCAGAAUGGGACAACUCAUCAAUAAGAUAAGCGAGAUAAGUAUUGAUUACAAUUCAGAUGUAUGAAGGGGAUUAAUUACCAUGCUGUAAUUUAAAAUUUUAGUUUCUACACCCAAAUGUCCCCCCAGAUACCCUCAAUCACCACCCAUUUUUUUAUUGCUUUUUCUAUCAUACUAACAGCUAAUGUACAUUUCCUUUGAAAUGUUCAGAACAAAAUUUUCCAGCAACACCUUGUUGUUACUUCACCCUCUCCGUUCUCUACCAGUAAAUCAAAAUGUUACAUUGUACAGGUAUCAAGUGUUAUAUUUUACAGGUAUCAAAUGUUAAUUUAUAUAGCUUAAUAGCAUUAUGGUGAUUUUACUAGGUUUCGCAUGCUGGUUAUGCUACAACAUAUAGAAUCUAUGUUUUUGGAUGUUUGAUAUACAUACAUACCCUGGUAACUUCCUCUGUUAGCAGUGAGCUUGCAAAUGAUGUGCAGUUAAUUACAUACAUUGUAAUAGGUUUUUUUCUUUCCAAAAAUAUUCAAUUCAUCCUGAAGCUAGUAGCCCCGAAUUAAAAGCAAGUUUAUUUUUUCUUUUAAGAUAUGUAAAUACGGAGCCAACACAGAGAAAAAAGUUUGCAAUACAAUGAGAGUAAAUGAUUUUCAUUAUGGAGUAAUGGCACCUACUUACAUCUGAUGUGACUUUUGGUUGAAACAAUGUUUCAUUUUCUAAUACAUGGUUAUACAAAAUAUCAUUAGGGAUCUGUCAACAACAGCAGACUCUUAUAUUAAGCUAUUUCCAAAGUGAAGUGUGAACAAUUUUAUUUAUAUUUUUUGUUUAAACUGGGUUAAUUUAAAUGAAAUCAGAUCCUGGUUGUGUUCUCUUAAAUCCUACAAAACACACAGUAUACAAGAGUGUGUUAUUGUGAUGUAGGUAUAACCUGACAUCUCUCGUGCUGUAUUCAAUUGACACACUAGUACUGUAUUCUAUAUAUAUAUUAAACAUUAUAAAGACUGAACUGGUGUACAUACACUGGUCUAAUGAAGCUUACAUAGGUUGUGUACUGUAGUUAUUCCACAAAUGAUAUCGACAAACAUUUUGUAAAAAAAAAUAUGUAGAAUAUUAAAGGCAAGUUUCUUCAGCAUACAUUUUUUUUAAUUGUCUUAUGAAAUGAAUACAGAGGAACUUUACUAAUUAAAAGAUCUUUUGUCAUGUUUGUUUGAAUUUUAUGCUGGCUACUUAAAAUGAUACUUUUGGAGUCACAACAACAAAGAUUAAUUGAUGUAUUUUGUUUCAACAAUAUGGAUGUAUGCUAUGCAAAUCAUGUCAUUUAUGUAAUGUACAUCUUUAUUUAAAGAUAUGUUCAAAGCAUGUUAGCAAUUCUUUUAUACACUAUAUAUAUAGCACACACAAUUAGGACAACAAAAAAUACGAUAAUAAUUGAUGUUUUUAAUCAUACACCAAGUUUGAGAGUUUGAUACAAGAGACCAUCAUUAUAGGCGUUGUAUAGUCCUGCAUGCAUGAUUAACCAUAUCUGUCGUAGUGAGUUAGGGAAUUGCUCAUGUGCCAUUGCUACUUGUCCGAGGUAGAUUUUUAUCUGUAACCCAUUAAUUACCAUUGUUUUACCAUAAGUACCCAGUCUAGUAUACUACUCCCAGUAACGAUUGGUAUAACUGACAUUAUUUUGUACAAUAAAACAAGAAUGCUCAUAAG
Molecule: messenger RNA, 9317 nt
Organism: Pecten maximus
Lineage: Eukaryota; Metazoa; Mollusca; Bivalvia; Pectinida; Pectinidae
Product: ARF GTPase-activating protein GIT2-like
Exons: 21
Coding region: 112-2556 (814 amino acids)
Biological process (GO): brain development; regulation of ARF protein signal transduction
Molecular function (GO): protein binding; GTPase activator activity
Source: RefSeq, a predicted model, not a curated record